Messenger RNA from Vespula pensylvanica (western yellowjacket), 1341 nucleotides. Its product is annotated as myosin heavy chain, embryonic smooth muscle isoform-like. Lineage: Eukaryota; Metazoa; Arthropoda; Insecta; Hymenoptera; Vespidae. The record is from RefSeq and is a predicted model, not a curated record. The transcript is spliced from 7 exons. Bases 1 to 1341 code for a protein of 446 amino acids.
AUGCACGAUCAUUCAUAUUUUAGUUAUGCUGAUGAUCGGAAUGUUCGGUUAGUGGAAAAUGGUCCAUCUUGUCAUGCAAAAAACCCGAAAAAAACUAUUGAGAAAGCUACCAACAUUGCUCAGAAAGCUGCAGAGGAAGCUAAAGCUGCCUCAGAAGCUCAAAAUAUGGCUGGUCAGCAAGCAGCACAUCAAGUGAAAGCACAAUUGGCAGAGAAGGCAUUGCAAGCUGCAAGAGCUGCUGAAGCAGCAUUGUCAGGGAAAGAAGCAAUAGUUCAGCAAUUAGAAGAAGAAGUGAGGGAAUCCGAAACGGUAGUUGAAGAAGAAAUGGGGUCUUUACAACAAGCGAAAUCUAACGUUAAUGCUGCUAUUGAAGCCGCUAAAGAGUCACAAGAUCAGCUGAAGACACUCACACGUGCGAUGCAAACGGCAAAGGGAAAUGCAGCGAAUUCCAAAAUGGCGGCUGAUGGUGCACAAAGAUCACUACAUGAGAAAGAAGAAUUACUCGAGGCGGCAAAAAGACGUCUCGAGGAACUGACCAGCGAAUUACGAGCUGCUAAACAAGAUUUAGCGAAUACAAAUCGCGCUGCGGCCCAAGCAAAUGAGGCUGCUCACGAAGCAAAGGCCAACGCAGGCCGCAACAAAAGGAAGUCGUUGUUACGCUCGAGAUCCUCCGAGAGUUCAAACCGGAAGUAUCGACAAACUGGAAAAAAUAAAAUAGAAAGGAAAAGAAGAAGAAGAAGAAAGAGAAGGAAAUUAGAUGUGAUUCCAAAAAAUUCACAUCAAAUCGUCGGUAUCGCUCAAAAAGCUGCAGAGGAUGCCAAAGCUGCACAGGAUGCACAAAAUCCUGCGGGUGCACAAGCAUCUCGUCAAGUAAAAAGUCAGCUAGCAAGUAAAGCGAUGCAAGCAGCGAAAGCAGCAGAUGCAGCACUUGCUGCGAAAGAAGCAAUAGUGGAGCAACUCGAACGAGAGGCAAAGGAAACAGAGACUGUAAUCCAGGAAGAAAGUUCAUCACUCCAACUUACUCAAGAAAACGCGAAUUCUGCUAUGAAAGCAGCAAGACAGGCUCAAGAGCAGAUCAAGACGAUAGCACAAGCGAUACAAAUAGCGAAUGUGAAUAUGGGAAAUGCACGAACAACCGCUGAAGGUGCAAAAAGGGAGCUUGAGGAAAAAGAAGAUCUACUGGAGGCAUCCAAAGAAAGGGUGGAAGAACUAGUGAAGCGAUUGCAAACGGCAAAAGCCGAACUGGCGGAGACGAAGCGAGCAGCCGACAUGGCAACCGAGGCUGCACGACAGGCUAAGAUUAAUACGGAUAGAAACAGACGUGGAAAGAACUUUUUUUAA